Messenger RNA from Phragmites australis (common reed), 5503 nucleotides. RefSeq names its product endoribonuclease Dicer homolog 3a. Gene Ontology annotation, biological process: siRNA processing. Gene Ontology annotation, cellular component: nucleus; cytoplasm. The transcript has 26 exons. The coding region runs from base 85 to 5166 and encodes 1693 amino acids. The record is from RefSeq and is a predicted model, not a curated record. Lineage: Eukaryota; Viridiplantae; Streptophyta; Magnoliopsida; Poales; Poaceae. Gene Ontology annotation, molecular function: ATP binding; ribonuclease III activity; protein binding.
CUUCCUUCCCUUUAUUUACCCCACUCCGUCGUCUUCCGCCCUCGAGCAAUAACCAGUCGCCGCUGAUCGAUCGGGACGAUCCCCAUGGGCGAAGCGGAAGCGGCAUCGCUGGGCGGCGGCGGAGAGGAGGCGAUAAGCGCCGCCAAUUCCGCGGCGGAGGCAGCCGUCGUCCCUGACGUUAACAUGAAUCCUUUGAAGAGGCCAUCGGAAUCAUUUGGUCAAGAAGAUGAAGCAGACAGGCAUAACCGGCAGAAGAGAUGGUGCCAGGAUUUCACACCCAGAAGGUAUCAGAUUGAUGUUUAUGAGAUUGCGAAGUGUCGAAACACAAUUGCGAUGCUUGACACAGGAGCUGGGAAGACAAUGAUUGCUGUGAUGCUCAUCAAGCAUUUUGGGAAGAUCAGUAGAGCAAAUAAUGACCGAAAGCUCAUCAUAUUCCUUGCACCAACGGUUCAACUCGUCACACAGCAAUGCGAAGUGAUUAAGAGCUACACAGAUUUUGAGGUGGAGUGCUAUCACGGUUCAAAGGGGGUUGAUCAAUGGAAGGCUCAAAGCUGGCAAGAACAACUCUCAAAGUAUCAGGUCAUGGUCAUGACACCACAGGUGUUGCUACAUGCUUUUCGCCAAUCCUUCUUGAUCUUGGACAUGGUCAGGCUCAUGAUAUUUGAUGAAUGCCAUCAUGCAACUGGUAACCACCCUUAUACAAGGAUAAUGAAGGAGUUCUAUCACAGAUCUGAGCAUAAGCCAAAUGUGUUCGGUAUGACAGCAUCGCCUGUUAUAAGAAAAGGAGUCUCCUCUGAUUUGGAUUGCGAAAAUCAGCUCUCUGAACUGGAAAACCUUUUAGAUGCCAAGAUAUACACUGCGGUGGAUAGAGAAGAGAUAGAACUUUGUGUACCUGCUGCAAAAGAAGUGAACAGAUACUAUGAGCCGAGAACUGUUUGUUUCAAAGAUUUGAGUGAAGAAUUGGGAAUUUUGUGUUCCAAGUAUGAUGAGCUGAUAGCACAUUUGCAGACUAGACCAAACAACCAGUAUAAAGAUGCUGAUGAAAUAACAAAAGAAUCGCGGAAGCGUCUCUCUAAUUCUUUAGCAAAGAUCUGCUAUUGCCUUGAAGAUGCUGGUCUACUUUGUGCUAGUGAGGCCACUAAAAUCUGCAUUGAAAGGUGUCAGAGAAAAGGUUCACUUAAGGGAGGCUGUGAUACCACCGAUCAGCAAAGUGACGCAAAUGAAUCAGGCCUGUUUGCAGAAAAUUCAAUGCUUCAUAUGAAAUUUUUGGAGGAAGUGUUGCAUAUAAUUGACAAACUCCUCCAACAAGGUAUUGAUGCACUUCUAAACUCAGAGAGUGGAUGUGUGGAAGCCACAAAGGUGGGCUAUAUCUCACCAAAGCUCUAUGAACUCAUCCAAAUAUUUCUCUCUUUCAGUGACUUUGGUCGUGUCCGAUGCCUUAUAUUUGUGGAUCGGAAGAUUACUGCUAGAGUCAUUGAGCGGAUUAUGAAGAAAAUUGGUCACCUCUCAUAUUUCAGAGUCUCUUUUCUAACUGGAGGGAGUUCUUCAGUGGAUGCGCUGACCCCUAAAAUGCAGAAGGACACACUGGAUUCAUUCCGCUCUGGAAAGGUCAAUUUAUUAUUUACUACAGAUGUUGCAGAAGAGGGUAUCCACAUCCCAGACUGCUCUUGUGUAAUACGAUUUGAUUUGCCAAAGACUACCCGGAGUUAUGUGCAGUCACGUGGACGAGCCCGCCAGAAGGACUCUCAGUACAUACUCAUGAUUGAACGGGAAAAUGUGAAACAAAAUGAUUUAAUAUCUGCCAUUAUGAGAAGUAAGACUUUGAUGGUUGACAUUGCUUCAAACAGAGAGCCUGAGGAUCCACAUCCCAGUUUCUUUCCCACUGAAGAAAUAAAUGAAUACCAUAUCGCCACAACAGGAGCAAAACUAACUGCUGAUUCCAGCAUCAGUGUUCUCUACCAGUACUGUGAGAAACUUCCGAAGGACAAGUACUACACCCCAAGACCUACGUUUCAGUUCACCCAUUAUGGUGAUGGUUAUGAGUGUACAGUAACAUUACCAUCUAGUGCCGUGUUUCAACUUUCGGUGGGUCCUAAAGCAAGAAACAUGCAGAAAGCUAAGCAGCUUGUUUGCCUUGAUGCAUGUAAGAGGCUGCAUCAGCUGGGAGCACUUGAUGAUCACCUUUUGCCAUCCGUUGAAGAGCCACCACUGGAAAUUUUGAGCAAGGCUAGUAACUGCACAUCUGGUGCAGGUGUAGGUACAACCAAACGAAAAGAACUGCAUGGUACAACCAAGAUUCUUGCUAUCUCUGGCACUUGGGCAUCAAAUAGAAGUGUUACUAAGCUUCAAGGCUACAAGUUAAAUUUUGUUUGUGAUCAAGCUGGUCAGAAAUACUCCGACUUUGUCCUGUUAAUUGAUGCAAGUAUAGCAAAAGAAGCUGCUACUUUGGGUAUUGACCUAUAUUUGCAUGACAAGAUGGUAAAAGCUUCAGUUUCUCCUUGCGGACCUUUUGAGUUGGAUGUUCGUCAGACGGAACGAGCAAAGCUAUUUCAAGGGCUUCUCUUUAAUGGUUUGUUUGGAAAACUAUUCAUCGGAUCAAAAGCAACCAACACCCCAAGGGAGUUCAUUCUCAAGAAAGAUGAUACAUUCCUAUGGAACAAUGCAAACAUGUAUUUGCUUUUACCUGUGGAUCCUACUUUGGAUUCUCACAAAAGUGUUUGCAUUAACUGGAGUGUGAUUGAUGUAGCGGCUACAACUGUUGGACUUAUGAGAAACAUUUAUUCCGAAGACAAACGGAACCUAAUUCAAAUACUUAAUCCUGACAACAGUGGAGGAGAUCUUAUUCAUCUGGCUAACAAGUCAUGUAGGGUUGGUGACCUUACAAAUAUGGUAGUCCUAGCACUUCAUACAGGGAAGAUAUAUACCGCUCUUGAUGUUGCUGAUUUAUCUGCUAAUAGCACAUUUGACGGUGCAUCUGAGAAAGAAUCAAAAUUCCGGACAUUUGCAGAAUACUUUGAGAAGAAGUACAAUAUAGUUCUUCGUCAUCCCUCACAGCCAUUACUAGUGUUGAAACCCAGUCAUAAUCCUCACAACCUUCUUUCCUCAAAGUGCAUAGAUGAAGGCAAUGGUGUGGGAAAGAAAAAUAAUGGCGCAUCAUAUGUAAAUAGGGUGAAUAACCGUGUUCACAUGCCUCCAGAGUUACUAAUCCCCCUUGAUUUACCUGUGGAUAUUUUGAGAGCAUUCUAUUUGUUUCCAUCUUUGAUGUAUCGCAUUGAGUCACUGAUGCUAGCCAGCCAACUAAGAAAUGAAAUUGCAUACAUGGAUUCUGAUAUAUCAAGCUUCCUGAUUUUGGAAGCUCUUACAACACUUAGAUGCUGUGAGGACUUCUCCAUGGAGCGUUUAGAAUUACUGGGCGACUCUGUACUUAAGUAUACAGUGAGUUGCCAUCUUUUCCUGACGUUUCCUAAUAAGCAUGAAGGCCAGUUAUCGUCCAGAAGGCAAGAAACAAUAUGUAAUGCCACACUUUAUAGGCUUGGAAUUGAACGCAAGAUACAGGGUUACAUACGUGAUGCUGCAUUUGAUCCUCGUCGAUGGCUUGCACCCGGACAGCUGUCCAUCCGGCCCUGUAUUUGUGAAUGCCCAGUAAAUUCUGAGGUUGUAACUGAGGAUAAUGUGAUCAAUGGCAACCCUAUAGUUAUAGGCAAGGCGUGUGACAAGGGACACAGAUGGAUAUGUUCCAAAACCAUCUCUGAUUGUGUUGAGGCUAUAAUUGGGGCAUAUUAUGUGGGAGGGGGACUAAGAGCAGCUGUAGCUGUUCUCAAAUGGUUGCAGAUUGAGGUUGAAAUUGAGGAAGACUUGAUUAUGAAAGCCAUGUUGAGUGCUUCUGUGCGGACUUAUCUUCCGAAAGUUGAUGUAGUUGAAUUGCUUGAAGCAAAACUAGGCUAUGCUUUUUCGGUGAAAGGUCUCCUGAUAGAGGCUCUCACCCACCCGUCACAGCAAGAAUCAGGAGCAACGUACUGCUACCAGCGCUUGGAGUUCCUUGGCGAUGCAGUCUUGGAUAUCCUAUUAACGCGCCAUCUUUUCCUUAGUCAUAGAGACACCGAUGAGGGAGAGUUGACAGAUUUACGGUCUGCAUCAGUAAACAAUGAAAAUUUUGCACAAGUUGCAGUAAAGCACAAGUUCCACCACUUUCUCCAGCAUUCUUCUGGAGUCUUGCUAGACCAAAUUGCUGAAUAUGUGAAUACUCUGGAAGGUUCAUCCAAGGACAAAACCAGCCUUUUAUUCGAUGGACUAUUGAGGGGACCUAAAGUUCUAGGUGACAUUGUAGAAAGUAUUGCAGGUGCAAUUCUUAUAGACACCAAACUUGAUUUGGAUAUAGUUUGGGGGGUUUUCAAACCUCUUCUUUCCCCUAUUGUCACACCUGAGAGUCUGGAGUUACCUCCAUUUAGAGAACUUCUUGAGUGGUGCGCCAAAAAUGGGUAUUUUCUUGGAAUUAAGUGUGAAAAUCGAGGAGACAACAUAAUGGCUAUUCUUAAUCUACAACUCAAUGACGUACUUCUUGUGAGGCAAGGUCGUGGGAAGAAUAAAAUAGACGCAAAAGCACACGCAGCUUCCUUAUUACUAAAGGAUCUUGAGCUCAACAUCUGUUCUUGUUGGCAGGAAAGAAGACUUCUAAUCCCAAAGAAUCCUAGCAGAACGGAACAAAUUGAAAAGAAAUCUGGUAGUCCAAAACAUCGCAAUGACUUUCUUGAUGCAAUGGACACACAGAUUAUAACACCACCCAGGCAAAAGAAAUUGUCUGUGUCAAGGAUAGCUCCCAGCUCUGUUCUUGAUAAACCAUUGGUUGUGAAGGUUAAAAUGAGUAAAGGAGGACCUCGUAUAUCAUUAUACGAGUCAUGUAAAAAGCUACAAUGGCCAAUGCCUACGUUUGAAUAUUUGAAAGUUGAACCAAGCAGCGUGUGCCCCUCAUCUGGUGGUUCCUCACAAAAGGUUGCCCCCCAACGCUUCGCAUUCGCUUCGGUAAUAACAUUGCAUAUACCAAAUGGUGAUGUCAUCAGCCUCACUGGAGAUGACCGUGCGGAUAAGAAGAGCUCACAGGAUUCUGCUGCGCUGCUCAUGCUCUAUGAGCUGCAACGUCGUGGUAGAUUCCAAGUGCAGGAAGUAUGAACAGCCACCACAAAAUCGUGGUUUGAGAAAGGUGUAAUAUUACCAAUGAAUAUUCCAUUCGCUUAGGCAUCUUGGAAUCAUAGUAUCACCAAACUAGUUGCCCUUAGUGGUGCCCUCGCGAGUUUAGGAAAAUAAUGUAGCUGUGAGCUUCUGCCGUGUCCAUCUUGGUAGAUUCAGAUGUCAUCUGUACGAGACGAAGGCAUGAUAAGAGGCGACAUCUGCUUCCGUUGCCUGUCGUGAUGUAUGCACAUAUGUUGUCUGCAUCACUUGGUUUUCAGACUCGCAACUUUUGUGAGUUGAAAUUGUCGGGUAAUCCAAUGAUUUCCUUACAUGCUAA